This is a messenger RNA of Osmerus eperlanus (European smelt), 3934 nucleotides long. RefSeq names its product receptor-type tyrosine-protein phosphatase H-like. Gene Ontology annotation, cellular component: signaling receptor complex. Gene Ontology annotation, biological process: peptidyl-tyrosine dephosphorylation involved in inactivation of protein kinase activity. The coding region runs from base 228 to 3905 and encodes 1225 amino acids. The record is from RefSeq and is a predicted model, not a curated record. Lineage: Eukaryota; Metazoa; Chordata; Actinopteri; Osmeriformes; Osmeridae. The transcript has 21 exons. Gene Ontology annotation, molecular function: protein tyrosine phosphatase activity; protein binding.
AUUACCAGGAGGAGGACGUGUUAGGAAAUUAAAAGUCAACACUAGUGAAAUUAGGCAAACAAUCGACUGGCACUUGCCAGACACGAAGGCUACUUUGGCGAGACACUGUUGCAUUUAUCAACAAAGUGUUGCUUAUAGUUUCAAUAGAAAAUUGAGUUUCUAACUUCUAUAAGAACAAAGUCCCAUCCUGUGUUCUGAUCUUGGAGGAUUAGGUGUUACUGUCCACGAUGGGCUCAGGCUACCUCCUGCUGUGCCUAGCUCUGGCUUCAGUGUGGGGUCAAGGAAGUAAUUCAACCCCAUCACCGACCACGUUAUCCACCCUAGCAACAACAACAGCAACAACAACAGCAACAGUAAGAGCAGCAAAAACAGCAGCAACAACAGCAGCAACAACAGCAACUCCACCAACUACCAGCACUGUGGCCCCCACCACCCCAACACCACUUCCCUCCAAUGUGGCUGGUAUCAAUGUGACCGAACGCACUGAGACCAACAUGACUCUGCAGUGGAACAGCGUGGAGAAUUCUAAAGGUUAUAAUCUGAGUGUUGGCGACCAGCCAGAGGUGUUCAUCCAUCCUGACUCAGAAGGAACCAGCCACACAUACACUGUCCUUUCCCUGUCUCCCGGCACCAGAUACAAUCUCACUCUCUUCACUGUGGGGGUGGACGAUCAGAAAAGCUACGGAUUCAAUUUGUCUGCCAGCACUAUUCCCUCCAAUGUGGCUGGUAUCAAUGUGACCGAACGCACUGAGACCAACAUGACUCUGCAGUGGAACAUCGUGGAGAAUUCUAAAGGUUAUAAUCUGAGUGUUGGCGACCAGCCAGAGGUGUUCAUCCCUCCUAUCUCAGAAGGAACCAGCAAGACAUACACUGUCCUUUCCCUGUUUCCCGGCACCAGAUACAAUCUCACUCUCUUCACUGUGGGGGUGGACGAUCUGAGGAGCUACGGAACCAAGUUGUCUGCCAGCACUAUUCCCUCCAAUGUGGCUGGUAUCAAUGUGACCGAACGCACUGAGACCAACAUGACUCUGCAGUGGAACAUCGUGGAGAAUUCUAAAGGUUAUAAUCUGAGUGUUGGCGACCAGCCAGAGGUGUUCAUCCCUCCUAUCUCAGAAGGAACCAGCAAGACAUACACUGUCCUUUCCCUGUUUCCCGGCACCAGAUACAAUCUCACUCUCUUCACUGUGGGGGUGGACGAUCUGAGGAGCUACGGAACCAAGUUGUCUGCCAGCACUAUUCCCUCCAAUGUGGCUGGUAUCAAUGUGACCGAACGCACUGAGACCAACAUGACUCUGCAGUGGAACAUCGUGGAGAAUUCUAAAGGUUAUAAUCUGAGUGUUGGCGACCAGCCAGAGGUGUUCAUCCCUCCUAUCUCAGAAGGAACCAGCAAGACAUACACUGUCCUUUCCCUGUUUCCCGGCACCAGAUACAAUCUCACUCUCUUCACUGUGGGGGUGGACGAUCUGAGGAGCUACGGAACCAAGUUGUCUGCCAGCACUAUUCCCUCCAAUGUGGCUGGUAUCAAUGUGACCGAACGCACUGAGACCAACAUGACUCUGCAGUGGAACAUCGUGGAGAAUUCUAAAGGUUAUAAUCUGAGUGUUGGCGACCAGCCAGAGGUGUUCAUCCCUCCUAUCUCAGAAGGAACCAGCAAGACAUACACUGUCCUUUCCCUGUUUCCCGGCACCAGAUACAAUCUCACUCUCUUCACUGUGGGGGUGGACGAUCUGAGGAGCUACGGAACCAAGUUGUCUGCCAGCACUAUUCCCUCCAAUGUGGCUGGUAUCAAUGUGACCGAACGCACUGAGACCAACAUGACUCUGCAGUGGAACAUCGUGGAGAAUUCUAAAGGUUAUAAUCUGAGUGUUGGCGACCAGCCAGAGGUGUUCAUCCCUCCUAUCUCAGAAGGAACCAGCAAGACAUACACUGUCCUUUCCCUGUUUCCCGGCACCAGAUACAAUCUCACUCUCUUCACUGUGGGGGUGGACGAUCUGAGGAGCUACGGAACCAAGUUGUCUGCCAGCACUACUCCCGUCAACGUAGCAGGUGGGAUCCAGGUGACGGGUCGCUCCGAGACCACCCUCACUCUGCAGUGGAUCCCAGUAGCUGGCAUCUCUGGUUACACACUGCUGAUAAAUAACGAUCAGAUUGACAUCCCAGCCGUCAAGAAGUCAGCUCACGCUGCUGCUGCUGUGGAGGAGCGGCGGACACACGAGGUCACUGAUCUCACCCCCGGCACGGAAUACAACCUCACCUUCUUCAGCGUGUUCGAAGGGGUCCGAAGUAGCGGAAUAAAUAACUUCACAGUCACAAAGAUGAACUGCCCUGCCUCAGACUGGAAAGUGUCCAACACGUCCAUCAAGGCUGAGCUCCAGGGUUCAUUCACUAAAGCAACAGCAAACAACAGCUAUGGAGAGCACACCAGCGUGGGCGGAGCUCAGGUGUCGUUCACAGGCCUGUAUCCCGGCUCGAGCUACAGAGUGGUCCUCAUCUACGAGCGGGAGGGCAGGGUCGACACACAGUGUGAACAUCAUCUGACUCUGGUUCCUCCAGACUUGUCCAAGUGGCGGUGUGACUACGCCGCGGGCGGCUACGCCCUCUCCCUGACCUGGGCAGUUGACCGUGGGGAGUGGACAGCUGCAGAGGCCAACCUGACAGGGAGUGCUCCACAGAAAUUGAUGGGCCCGAAUGUGUCGUACACCCAGAUCUCUGGCCUGCAGCCUGCCAAGACCUACAGCAUCUCUCUGGCUGUCCUCUCUGGGGACCUGAGGAGUAACCCUGUGGUCAUCAGCUGUGGGACUGACCCUCGGGGUGUCAUAGGAGGGUCCAUCACUGCAGUGAUACUGCUCAUCCUCCUGGCCGGUCUGGCCGUCUUCAUUCUGCGACGGAAACCUGAGCUACUCAAACCUGUAUCGUUCAGCCACUCCAAAAUAUCUGCCAACCAGAUGAAAGCGAUUCCAACCAGGAAGUUCCCAGAACACUACCACCAACUGUGUGUCGACCAGAACCGAGGUUUCAGUGAGGAAUACGAGGACUUUGCUCCGGUGGGAACGGAACAGUCUCGCAGAGCAGCGCUGGACCCCGAGGUGAAGGACAAGAACCGCUUCACCAAUGUGCUGCCAUAUGACUGGUCCAGAGUGAAGCUAUCCGUCAUCUACCCUGACAGAACCUCUGAAUAUAUCAACGCCAGCUACAUGCCUGGCUAUGGCAGUAGCAAGCAGUACAUCGCGGCUCAGGGGCCUUUGCCCUCCACCGUAAAUGACUUCUGGAGAAUGAUCUGGGAGCAGAGGGUGAGGGGUGUAGUCAUGGUGACCAACUGCGUCGAAGGAGGGCGGGGUAAGUGUGAGCAGUACUGGCCCGUGGACAGCGCCCCUUGCCUGUACGGAGACCUGCUGGUCACCAUCACAUCACAGCACAGAGACUCAGACUGGACACUGAGGGAGUUUCGGGUGAAAAACGAGAGCUCGGCAGAGGAGCGCAGCGUGAAGCAUUUCCACUUCACCUCCUGGCCCGACCACGGGGUUCCCCAGAGCACCACUGCCCUCAUCCAGUUCAGGCAGCUGGUCCGCCAGCACAUCGAGGGACCCGGGGCCGGUGCGGGCCCCACAGUGGUGCACUGCAGUGCUGGUGUGGGUAGAACUGGCACGCUGAUCGCCCUGGACGUCACCCUGCAGCAGAUGGAGAGGGAGAGGGCUGUGGGCAUCGCCGCCUUCGUACACAAGAUGAGGCAGAGCCGACCCCUCAUGGUCCAGACAGAGAGCCAGUACGUCUACCUGCACCAGUGCAUCAUGGACUCUCUAGAACCCAAGACGGCGCCAUCAGAGAAUAUGUACGAGAACUCUGACAUGAUCUACGCUAACGCAACUGCACUGAGAGAAUUCCAGAAAUCCAAUUCAAGCGUCUGAAAGUGACAGUCUGUAAGCUUACAGGAAAA